AUGUCGACUACUGUCAUGUUUUCACAUACCAAUUCGUUCGGGGAGCCCGAUCUAUAUGGUCGAAUGUCGGGACUGUCGCCAGGUUACGGGAGCUUUUUUAAUAACUUCAACACUACCGCAGCGACAGAACCGAUCAACUACAAUAGCCACGCCCCGCAACACCAGAAUCCUGGACAAGCACCUAUCCAUGGCUGGAGCUCGUCUUCUCUGUCGAUAUUGCAGCCCCAGAGCACACAACACACAUUGGCUUCACAACCACACACCAGCACAGACCCGGCAUCGACAGCAAGCAUUAACCCAGUCGCUCUUUCAACCCCCACUUUUACCCCCGCCAAUCGACCUACUGGGUACUAUGACAGCACGUCGACUAUCUCUUCAUCGCAGUCCAACUUUGAUACCAGCAACUCGGCAUCACCAGUCAGCUUCACCGUACCCUCUCGCCGGGACAGCCUCUACCUUAAGGAGAGUAGCAGUCUAUACUCUCAAGAUGAGGAGACGCCCUCAAGGCGGCCCUCUACCACUACGACUGCCACCACCGCCGCCAGCCCCCCCUCAACCACCACUACGACAACAACAACGACGACGACGACUGGUCGACGAAGGCGUAGCUCGGAGUACGUAGAACCAGGCUCGGCGCGGGCCAUCUACCUCGAGAAGAACCGCCGGGCUGCAAGCAAGUGCCGGAGCAAACAAAAACACGAGCAAGAACAGCUUGUCGAAAGAUCGAGGCAGUAUGAGCGUAAGAACCGAAUGCUAAAGGCAGAGGUGGAUAUGCUGCAGUCCGAGGUACGAGCUCUCAAGGACUUGCUUGGCCAACAUGCGCAUUGUCCCGACCAAAGGAUAGCACAGUACCUGCAGCUCGAGGCAAGUCGCUUAGCUUCCUCACGAAACUAUUCGGCGUCGUUUUGA
Messenger RNA from Bipolaris oryzae ATCC 44560, 909 nucleotides. RefSeq lists its product as uncharacterized. Bases 1 to 909 code for a protein of 302 amino acids. The transcript has a single exon. The record is from RefSeq and is a predicted model, not a curated record. Gene Ontology annotation, biological process: regulation of transcription by RNA polymerase II. Lineage: Eukaryota; Fungi; Ascomycota; Dothideomycetes; Pleosporales; Pleosporaceae. Gene Ontology annotation, molecular function: DNA-binding transcription factor activity, RNA polymerase II-specific; RNA polymerase II cis-regulatory region sequence-specific DNA binding.